CUGAUGCCGAGGACCCUGGAGGGGCAGAUCACCAUGGAGAAGACGCCCAGCUACUUCGUCACUCGGGAGGCGCCCGCGCGCAUCUCGGCCAUGUCCAAGGACACCAAGCUCAUCGUGGUGGUGCGGGACCCGGUGACCAGGGCCAUCUCGGACUACACGCAGACGCUCUCCAAGCGGCCCGACAUCCCCACCUUCGAGAGCUUGACGUUCAAAAACAGGAGCACCGGCCUGAUCGACACGUCGUGGAGCGCCAUCCAGAUCGGCAUCUACGCCAAGCACCUGGAGCACUGGCUGCGCCACUUCCCCGUGGGCCAGAUGCUCUUCGUGAGCGGCGAGCGGCUCAUCAGCGACCCGGCCGGCGAGCUGGGCCGCGUGCAGGACUUCCUGGGCCUCAAGCGCAUCAUCACCGACAAGCACUUCUACUUCAACAAGACCAAGGGCUUCCCCUGCCUGAAGAAGGCCGAGGGCAGCAGCAAGCCCCACUGCCUGGGCAAAACCAAGGGCAGGACCCACCCCGAGAUCGACCGCGAGGUGGUGCAGAGACUGCGCGAGUUCUACCGGCCCUUCAACCUCAAGUUCUACCAGAUGACCGGGCACGACUUUGGCUGGGAUUGAACGGACUGUACCUGUGACGUUUAUCAUGUGGUUUAUAUAUUACAAGAGAUUAUAUGUAUGUAAAAUGUACAGAAAUCUAUUUUAUAAUAAUUUAUUUUUAAUUCAUAAGCAAUUAAUUCACUAAGCUGCCUAGCCACACUCUUUAGAGAGUUAGCUUCAUGAUCUGUUAACAUUCCAAAGUGUUUAAUUCUGAUGUUUUGCUCUAUGCCUCACAAUUGAUGGUGCUUCCAUUUUUCCCCUUUCCCUCCCCAUUAUAUUUAAAAAGAAGAAAAGCACAACUUGAGAUUUUUUUUGUUACGGGUAUUCAGCCUUCAGUUGCUGUCCCAGUUCUCUGGUUGCUGUCUGCUUGCGUCUGGGUCUCCGUGCUCCAGCUUCCAGUUUUUGCUUGCGAACCUCCUAAGAGCUCUGAGCUGCCUCCACUGUGCUAUAUUCUGAAGUCAGACCUCACAUAGCAGCUUCCUAAUCCAUGUGUAAUCAUUUCCAAGGAGGGAGACUCCAAACCACCGUGCUGAGGGUUUCCCUCACCUCUACCGAGCAUGUGGGGCACCCCCCCCCAUGCAGUGUUGUCGGUAUCCUUUUAGAGUUCGAAUGACAGGGCCCAUUUCCUUUAGCCUUCGAUGUUGAAGGAUGGCCCAUCAUCCCCUUCUGUCCUAUCCUUGGUCCAUUAACAGCUUGAUGUGUGUGCAAAUGUUAGUCCCUUUCCCAGGCCACAUGCUUGGGUGCUGCUUGAGAAAUAAAGGUGAUCUUUUCUAAUUUGCAUGAGCGUGCACCGUGCUCUUUUCUCCAGGCAGACAGUUCUGCUGUGACACACCAAAGAAUUCCAUAGGCUUGCAGAGCCACUGGCACAAACCCAAGGAAGGCACUGGAUAUUGGGACCUAUAGGGGUCAGGUGCAUCUCUUGCCAUCAGCAUCUACCAAGCUGUGGCUAGGUGCAGAGCUGUUGCUAGGUGUAGGCUCACAGCCUCACAAAGGAGAAAAGACAAAGACUCAAAACUGGAAGGCAGCCUGGCAGAGGAAGGAUCUCCCUGCAUCCCAGAUUGCUGUUGCUUUGGGAUUUGUAGCGCCUCUCAGAAUGACCAUGUGGCCUGUAGAUAAUUCCAGUAGCAAUAACGAGGAGUGGCCCUUUUAAAGGCAUAAAAGCUAGUCCCAUGUCCUGUAGUCUUUGGGCCAGAAACUUGUACAGCUGUCCUGUUUCAGCUUCCUGUUCAGAAGAGCUGCCAGCAUCGUUACUACUGUGCAGAAGGCUCUCCCCAUCCCUCUGUGGUGCAAGUGCAGAUAGGGAUCAUUUAUGAUGAGCAGCUGGUGGCAACUGGAUAACCAUAUAGUGACAUCAUAUAAUGACUUAUUUAGCUAAUCUUCAGUUCUCUAUACCAGAGUACUUCUGUUACAAAAAAAAUUGUUAUUUGAGCUAUACUUUCCUCAAAGAACAUGUGGGAAGAUGUACUGAUUGUCAAACUUGUGAUAUUUAUAGAGGAAGCCUUUGUAUGUUGAGCAGGACAACUUGACCGAAUGGGUAAGAAAAGUUAUAUGAAAAGAGGAGAGAAUCAUUUAUAUCUAGAAACUAAUCCAGAGAUGUUACUGGUCUUUAAAGUGACAUUUUGAUAAUCUGGUUUGUAUUUGUCCACACACUUUAGCCCAACUCUUAGCAGCAAAAAUAUCUGGACAGGUUGAGUUUAGGGAGGAAGGUGAGCAGAGGCGCUGUGUAUUCCCUAGGUGUUGUAUCAAUUUUAUAGAGUGUUUUUAUUGUCUUUACAAAAUGAUGUGGAACCUGCACUUCAGGGCAACACGUUAUCAUAGUGCAUUCUCCAGUCUUGCUGCUCGGGUGUGAAUGACACCCACAUAAGGGUGCUAAUAAGUUGUGCAUUUUCUGUUUGGCAGGCUCACCUACAAUCAAAGUGUGAACACUUCUUUUCAGUUAGAGCAUAACCUUGCUUUGAAGUAAGGCAGUAUCCAAGUCCUCCACCAAAUCUUGCCCUGUUGACUUCCUGGCCACUCUCAUGGUCUAACCGGACUCAAGAUAUAAUUGGAUUCAUGGUGUAGACUUGCAGAAUAGUCCGGAGAAGGUUGUGCAACAACCAGAGGAAAGCAUGUAUGAGCUUUUGCUUCCUCUUCAGGUCCCUGACCUACUUAACUGGACAAGUUUUGAUUGUUUAUUCCCAGCUUUACAAUAAAACUGAAACAGGAAAUGUUCAGAUAGGAAGGUCAUUUAGGCAUGAACACUGAAGUGGCUCAAAAUUCUAUUCCAGGCGAAAGUCCUUGAAUUCAAACAGAUGUCGAUAAUUAGCACUGAUGGAAUAGGACACAUUUUUCCAAGUAAGACAAAUAAAUGAAACAUCACGUGCAUCUCUUAGGCUGCGAUAGAUUGUAGCUCCUGAUUGAUCUGGGUGAUGCAGCUGCUGGAGAUUAUCCCUUAUCAUGUGAUAGUUAUUACAGCCCUGCCUGCCUUCUUGGAAAGUCAGGCAGCACAGAAGAUUGAAUCUUGGGUUUCUUCCUCUGCUAGCCAUCUGUAAGGCCAUCAAGUUUAAUAGUUUAGCUGCUAGAAGACAAACACCACGUCAUGUUUUGGCAAUUAAUUCCAACACAUGUUUUGGGUUUCUUUCAUUUUAAAGAAAAAGCCCUGGUAUUCACUGGAAUGCUUUAUUCUCAGUUUUGUUCCUUUCCUCAUUUAAGAACAAGAAAAAAAGAUGAACAAAAGAGAGGUAAUUUCUGUCUGUCGACCAUUUCCUUUGAGGUGUUUGUGUAUAGUCAACUGUUAACAGAAUAGGUAGUGCCUGGAAAGGUAUUUUAAGACUAUGUAAUAAGUUCUUAAUUGGAUGAUUGAGGAGGAGAAAUUGUCUAAUUCAUGGGAUUCUCUUUAUGAGUCAUUUUGAGUGGCAGAUAAAUUUAGACCUUUGGAGAAACACACUUACAGAUGCUUCUGGGAUGUUCUGGUAAGAAAGGAAAAUGGAAGUUUCUAAAGAGUUGGGAACACUUUAGUAUGUUUCUAAGAUGCUGAUGUGGAAGUCAAUAUUGUUUCUUUUUUCAUUUUCUCAAUAAGAAUGUUUAAUACAAUUUAAAGGUGUGCUUAGAUUUCCUUUCACUUUUGUAACAUUAAUUUAUGACUGAGUUUCUUUCAGCCCCAUAAUCUAAAAUACUGUGCAAAUUCUAGCAGUGUGUCUUCUAUAACCUGGAUGUUAGAAUAGCCAAUAUGUACAAAAAAUUAAAUCAAGUAUUUUGUUCUAUGUAUAACACAAAUUAAUUUUACACAGAGAAAGAUGUUUC
Fukomys damarensis (Damara mole-rat) is the source of this 3876-nucleotide messenger RNA. RefSeq names its product heparan sulfate glucosamine 3-O-sulfotransferase 3B1. The record is from RefSeq and is a predicted model, not a curated record. Bases 4 to 615 code for a protein of 203 amino acids. NCBI's taxonomy places the organism in Eukaryota, Metazoa, Chordata, Mammalia, Rodentia, Bathyergidae. Gene Ontology annotation, molecular function: [heparan sulfate]-glucosamine 3-sulfotransferase activity. The transcript has a single exon.